AUUGUCUCUACAUGUAGGGUGGGGCGGGUGGGGGGUGGCUGCGUCCCCACCCUACUGAUACAGAGACUGAGGCAGAGGCCGGAGUUGCGUGGCUUCGAGCGUGAGCUCCUCCGCGCUGGCUCACAUCCAGCCCUUUGCAGGGUGGAGAGUGCUGCAGGCCAGCGCAGGCAGGACUUGAGGGUGCGGUGUCAGCAGGGCCGUCGCCUCAGUACCCCACCCUGUGCUCCGACGGAUGCCUGUCACCGAGAGUUGCAAAGGACAGUGUGGGAUGUAUUAGGAGGCCUCAGUUUUUACCCCGGGGCAGUGCGCAAAUGAACUUUCUGCACCUGAGUUUGCCUUUUAUAUAGACAGGAGCAGGUCUAUCCAUGAGCCUGUGGGAAAGGUGUUAGAGAAACGCUCAAGGGUACAUCAGCGAGCUAAGCAGAACCCCCAGCCUUACGAUGCUUAUGCUCCAGAGGAGGGAGACCGACACAGUCAGAAAAAGUGUAUGGUAUAUUAGGUAUAAUGGAGAAAGAGGGCAGGUGUCAGGUGUGUGUUUCAGGAAAUCAGUUGGAAUUUCAGCAAAGUGGUUAUUAGGCGUCUCUCCAGGGAAACUAUGUUUGAUGAAAAUAUAGGCUUUCUUCAUCACUGUUCUGUUCACUUUGAGGCUUGUUCUGAAAAUGCAGUGCAAGGUGUUUCUUUAACUCUUAGGGCCAUUCUAGGGUACAGGUGAGGUGGCAAGGGGAGUGGGGGCAUGGCCUUUGUAAUCCCAGACAUAAUGCAGGAUCAGUGUCCCAGAAUGUUUGCUGAGCACCCAUGGUGCACUGAGCACUCCCUAGGGCAGGAGGAUGAGAGGGAAUCCAGACCAGGCCGUCAGGAGCAAACCUUGAUCCUGACAGUUGAAGGUGUGCAAACGGGUGAGCCUCAGGGGGAGGUGAGUGGGGAGCACGGGGUAGGGGGGACCUCACCAAGAGGAGGUGAUGGCGGCCUGUGAAGCAGCAGCGGGCAAGGUCAUGGGGCUGUCUGUGGGCCUGAGCUUUUGGGGAAAGGGGUGGUCCUUAGUGGUCAGUGCUGGUGGGGGAAGCAGCCAGGUGGGGACUGGGGUGUGCAGAUCCUUGUGUUUACUCAGCCUUCCGAUGACUGGGAGGCUCAGCAUCUCUGAGUGUGAGCAGGGGAGGAGGGCUGCCGACUGCUGGUCUGCACGGGUUUGCCUGGGCUGGGCUGGCGUCCUCUGCAGCGCAGGGACAGCCAGCCAGCGUCUGAGGAACAACGCCACUUCUUGCUCCUGACGGCAAGGGUUCUCUUCAGACCCAGUGGCCCAGGCCCGGUUACGUUGCCAGCGAGGAGAACCGGAUCCUUCUUCUCACUGAGCUGCUGGAGAGAAAGGCCCACUCCCCAUUUUACCAGGAGGGGGUGAGCAAUGCCCUGCUGAAAAUGGCUGAGCUGGGGCUGACGCGGGCAGCUGAUGUUCUCCUGCAGAACGGGGCCAACCUCAACUUUGAAGACCCGGUCACCUACUACACGGCCCUGCAUAUCGCUGUCCUGCGAAACCAGCCCGACAUGGUGGAGCUGCUGGUGCGCCACGGGGCUGACAUUAACCGGAGGGACCGGAUCCACGAGAGCAGCCCCUUGGACCUGGCCAGUGAGGAGCCAGAGCGCCUGCCCUGCCUGCAGCGCCUCCUGGACCUUGGAGCGGAAGUCAACGCAGCUGACAAACAUGGGAAGACAGCUCUGCUCCAUGCUUUGGCCAGCAGUGACGGGGUGCAGAUCCACAACACUGACAACAUCCGGCUCUUACUGGAAGGAGGGGCAGAUGUCAAGGCUACCACCAAGGACGGGGACACCGUGUUCACCUGCAUCAUCUUCCUGCUUGGUGAGACGGUGGGGGGGGACAAAGAGGAGGCUCAGAUGAUCAACCGCUUCUGCUUCCAAGUGACUCAGCUGCUGCUGGCGCACGGGGCUGACCCCAGCGAGUGCCCUGCCCACGAGUCCCUCACACACAGCUGCCUGAAGAGCUUUAAACUGCACUUCCCCCUCCUGCGCUUCCUGCUGGAGUCUGGAGCUGCCUACAACUGCUCCGUCCACGGGGCAGCCUGCUGGUCUGGCUUCCACAUCAUCUUUGAGAGGCUCUGUUCCCACCCAGGCUGUGCCGAAGAUGAGAGCCACGUGGACCUCCUGCGCAAGGCUGAGACCGUCCUGGAUCUCAUGGUGACCAAUUCCCAGAAACUUCAGCUGCCAGAAAACUUCGAUAUUCAUCCUGUGGGCAGCUUGGCAGAAAAGAUCCAGGCCCUCCACUUCUCCUUGAGGCAGCUGGAAAGCUACCCCCCGACCCUCAAGCACCUGUGUCGCGUUUACAUCCGGCUCUACCUUCAGCCGUGGCCUGUGGACGCCAAGGUCAAAGCCCUGCCUCUGCCCGACAGGCUGAAAUGGUACCUCCUCAGCGAGCACAGUGGCACCGUCGAAGAUGACCUCUGACUGUUUCCAGCCUAAAGGGAGCAGGGCCUGGGCGGCUCAGUCACCUGUGGGUGGGGAGUACCUGCAGCCCAUCUGCCAAAAGGUGCAGGUUGCAGAUGAGACUUGAUCCUUGCUGAGUAGCAGGAAAGCCAGAGGAGCACAGCAGCUGCAGCCAUUCCAGUGGGAAAGCCUUCUGCGUCUUCCAGGGAAACAGCGCCCCUUCCCUCUAGCAGCACCCCCAAGUCUCAACCCACAUUGGGGAAACGGGUGGGGUUUGGAUUUGGGACAAGUUCAUGCCCUCUUAUUUUGGGGGGAGCAGUGGGCAUUUAGCUUCAAGUCUGGGUCCUCCUAAGAGCUGCAGGAACCUGGUCUGUCCUGGAGACACAGCUGAAGCCAGAAUGGGGCUCGGCCGGGCCUGUGGGGUGCAAUCCAGCUUAGGCUCUUUACUUCUGCCUCUCUUCGCCCUAGAUUCUGUCACUUAACUAAAGUGCUUUUGGUGGGCUGGCAAGAAUGCCGAGCUGCCACGUCUGCAGCUCUGGGGCCGUCACCCGUGGCCCCGUGCAGCCAGGCACAGGCCUGUGCCAAGCCUGGGGUCUUAGGCAGACCAUGGCUUUUGCUAAAAAGCAGUCAUGCAUGACCAGGGACAGUCCUUUCUAAAAUGUCUCAUUUUGUGAGGGGCUCAUCUGAUGCAGAGAGCUACCAAGAAUGAAAGCCAACUACUGCCCAAUGCUGAGUCCUCACAAAACUGUUCCCAAGUCACAGUGGUCAUUGUGAAUUGUGUAAAUUGCCUUGGAAACUAGCUGAGGCAACUAAAUUAUAUGAUAUUAAACUGAUUUCUCUUGGC
Messenger RNA from Manis pentadactyla (Chinese pangolin), 3277 nucleotides. It is a transcript of the gene ASB6, whose product is annotated as ankyrin repeat and SOCS box containing 6. Gene Ontology annotation, cellular component: BRCA1-BARD1 complex. Gene Ontology annotation, biological process: intracellular signal transduction; protein ubiquitination. The coding region runs from base 1414 to 2454 and encodes 346 amino acids. The record is from RefSeq and is a predicted model, not a curated record. The transcript has 6 exons. Gene Ontology annotation, molecular function: protein binding. NCBI's taxonomy places the organism in Eukaryota, Metazoa, Chordata, Mammalia, Pholidota, Manidae.